This is a messenger RNA of Cokeromyces recurvatus, 978 nucleotides long. RefSeq lists its product as uncharacterized. Gene Ontology annotation, biological process: transcription open complex formation at RNA polymerase II promoter; transcription initiation at RNA polymerase II promoter. The record is from RefSeq and is a predicted model, not a curated record. The transcript has 5 exons. Lineage: Eukaryota; Fungi; Mucoromycota; Mucoromycetes; Mucorales; Mucoraceae. Bases 1 to 978 code for a protein of 325 amino acids. Gene Ontology annotation, cellular component: transcription factor TFIIE complex.
AUGGAGCCUAGAAAACAAGAUCAACGUUUGGUCCCAAAAACUUAUUAUUAUAUUGAUUAUAAAGAAUUUGUUGACGUUGUCAAAUGGAAGAUGUACAAGAUGCAAACGAUAGUUCGUGAUAAUUUGAGAACAGAAUCAGAAAAUAAGGGAUAUGUGUGUCCUAAUUGUGAAAAAUCUUUUUCUCCUUUGGAUGUUUUGUCCUUGGUCGAUAUGACCGAUCAACUAUUUCAUUGUGAUAUGUGUGAACAUGUGUUGGAAGAAAAUGACAAUGCUGAAAAUGUAAAAGGGAGUCAAAAAGUGUUGACGAGAUUAAGAGAACAAUCGCAGCCGAUUAUUUCCCUUUUAAAACAAACAGAUUCGAUUGUUAUUCCUUCGAGUUACAUUUAUAGACCCGGACCUAGUGGUAGAUCUACUGGAAAUAAGAAUGAUGAAUAUGAAUUGGCAAUUGCACAAGAUACAGGCGCUGGCCAAGGUGAUAUUAUUGUUGAUUUACAAAUGGAUAAUGAAGCUGCUAGAAGACAAAAAAUGGAGGAAGCAGAACAAAAAAGACAACAAAAUGCACUACCUAUCUGGCAUCAAAAAUCAACAAUCUCUGGUACCAGUUUGGUGAAUAUAAAAGAAGGACUUACCGACGUGAAUGAAAAUCAAGAAGAAGAAGAUACUUUUGAGGAAAUUGGUCCAACUGAAAUUGAUGCAGAUACUGAAGACUACUACGCUAAAUAUUAUGAGAACUUGAAUGCACAAUCUGCUUUAGAAGAUGAAGAAGAUGACAAUGAAGGAUAUGAAACUAUGGAAAUGUAUGAUGAAACAAAUAAUGAUCAGCAAGAAGAAUUUGAAGAAGAUGAAGAUAUUCCUCUAGUUUCAGUUAAUGGUAAAAUGAUUCCAUUAAAUGAAGUCCAAGAGGAAGAUCAGAGAAAUAUGACUACAGAUGAAUACAAGGCAUACUAUGAAGCAUGGGAGAAAUGGCAAAAUAACUAA